This is a messenger RNA of Brassica napus (rape), 1164 nucleotides long. RefSeq lists its product as uncharacterized. The coding region runs from base 1 to 1164 and encodes 387 amino acids. NCBI's taxonomy places the organism in Eukaryota, Viridiplantae, Streptophyta, Magnoliopsida, Brassicales, Brassicaceae. The record is from RefSeq and is a predicted model, not a curated record. The transcript has a single exon. Gene Ontology annotation, molecular function: RNA-DNA hybrid ribonuclease activity; nucleic acid binding.
AUGAGGGAUCUUUACGUCUCAGACCUACUCACACGAGGUACUAGCGAAUGGAACCGCCCUUUGAUUGAGUCCAUCCUCUCUGAUCUGGCACCUGAUAUCUAUCUCAUCAAACCGAUCAUCUAUAUGGCUGAGGAUACAUACUGCUGGCUCAAAACAAAAACAGGAUCAUGCAGUGUAAAAUCUGGUUACUACGCACAAAGGGAAGAGUCUACAACCCAAGUUACACUUCAACAAGCUAUUACCUCCUUUAACUGGCAGAAGUUCGUAUGGAGAGAAAUGACAUCCCCAAAGCUUAAGCUUUUCAUAUGGAAGCUGUGUCGUGGCGCCCUUCCACUGGGAACUAAUCUUCAGGGCCGUGGGAUUAUCACAGACGGCUCUUGCCCACACUGCACUCAGCCGGAAACAGCCCUGCAUCUGUUCUUCCUUUGCCCUUUCGCAAGACAAGAGUGGAACCUUGCUCCUUUCCACUCAGUACCGAACUUCGCCACAGCCGCUUCACUCCAUGAUUGCUUUGCAUUCAUGUCGACUCUGCUAUGCUUACCGCCAACGGGUAUUUCAAGCAACCUCUCCCCUUGGAUCCUCUGGGGGAUUUGGACAUCACGAAACCUGAUUUUGUUUGAGAAUAAGUCAGUUACGGCGCGAUCUAUGGUAGUGAAUGCAGUGGUAGCAGCUCGCGAAUGGCUACUUGCGCAGGUGGUAAACACAACAAAGAGCUCUCCUACACAAACAGGUAAUGAGACACCCCCUACCAACCCUGAUGUGAUCUACUGCAAUACAGAUGCGGCAUGGUCUGUUUCGAGAAGAGCAGGGCUCGGGUGGUGCUUCAAAAAUGCAGCUCAUAGCGUCUACUCGGAAGGCUCGCGGGCAAUCGAUCACAUAUCCUCUCCCCUCAUGGCGGAAGCGCUGGCUAUGAGAGAAGCAAUGCAGGAAGCUAAGCGCACAUCUCUCCUUAACGUCUGGUUUCGAACCGACUCACAAGAGCUCGCGAGAGCUAUAAACUCGAAGUCAUAUCCGGUGGAGAUUUUUGGAGUUCUCAUGGAUAUCGAGCUACUAUCUUCAUCCUUCUCAUUUGUCUUUAUCUCUUUUAUUGGUCGCGAACAUAAUGGUGUAGUGGACUCCCUUGCGAAGUCUGCUCUCCAAAACCAUGUCUCGACUUUGUAUUGA